Messenger RNA from Paecilomyces variotii, 1415 nucleotides. Its product is annotated as putative short chain dehydrogenase/reductase. NCBI's taxonomy places the organism in Eukaryota, Fungi, Ascomycota, Eurotiomycetes, Eurotiales, Thermoascaceae. The coding region runs from base 204 to 1157 and encodes 317 amino acids. Gene Ontology annotation, cellular component: endoplasmic reticulum. The transcript has a single exon. Gene Ontology annotation, molecular function: oxidoreductase activity. The record is from RefSeq and is a predicted model, not a curated record.
GAAGCGUCAUUGUGGUGCGGCUCGGCAUAAGUAUGCUGGAGAAUGUUGUGAUCGGCCAAACGAUGUCUCGUUCCUCCGAACAGAAGAUUCAACCAAGGACUGAAUCGUACGCUUCAAAUUAACCCGACUGCUCGACAAAAUUGACUGGUAUAAUUUUGUUGCGGAGGAAAUUGAUAUAGUCACUUCCAAAAAGGAACGACAUAAUGACAACGAUCAAGGUCCCUUCUUCAGUAACGGAUGCGCUGACCUUCGCGGGAGCUGCUACGUCAUUUUACCUGUUCACGCAAUUCGCGCGACACCUUUACAUUUACCUUCGACCAUCUUCACUUGACAAAUAUCGCUCCAAGGAUAAGGAAACUUGGGCGCUUGUCACUGGCGCCAGCGAUGGAAUCGGUCUCGGCUUUGCACAGGAGCUGUGUAGACGGGGAUUCAAUGUCUUCCUCCACGGCCGGAACCGCGAAAAGCUGCUAGGCAUUCAGGAACGGCUGAAGGCAGAAUUCCCCGCUGCCAAAACAAAGAUAAUUGUCUUCAACGCUGGCGGGUCGACUGAAGAUAUCGAUGCCAUUGCGCGUGAAGUCGGCGAUGCCAAUCUCAAAGUCCUCGUCAACAAUGUCGGUGGCCAGACAGGCGUGUCCAAUACAUACAAACGCCUUGACGAGAUGACGCACGAUGAAGUCGAGUACCUGCUGGGUCUAAAUGCAAGGUUCACGACGCAUAUUACGCGGGUUCUCCUGCCUGUCCUGGAGAAGAAUGAGCCUAGUCUCGUCUUGAACGUCUCUUCUAUAGCCUCUGCAGGCUUCCCGUGGCUCAGUAUUUACAGCGCCUCAAAGGGUUAUAUUGACUCGUUUUCCGGCGCCCUCAAUGCGGAGAUGAAAGCAUACGGGAGGAACAUCGAGGUUAUGGCACUUCGUGUCGGCAGCGUCAGCACGGCCGCGAUGGACAUCAAUGCAAACCUCUUCGCGCCUACAGGCAGGACGAUGGCAAGCGCAGCUUUGAACAGAGUUGGAUGUGGUGAACACUUGGUCUGGGGAUAUUGGUGGCAUAGACUGCAGGGUCUCGGGUUUGACGUGCUUCCUCGGGGAGUCAUGCUUUCUGCCGCGACAGGCCGUCUAAGACAGCUGAAGGAAGAUGCAGACAGGAAGGAGAAGAGUCAAUGAAGUUCAGACGUGAACUCAUCGUUUUGACAUAUCGGAUAGGACGGUCUGCAAAGAGAAAGACCGGGGUCCGGCCAAACAUCAGUCUGAUUCAUGUCGUAAGAUUGUCCCUGCGGGACAUAACAGAGGAUUAUGUAUAGACUAGUUGGUAGCAAUGGUUAUAAAAUAUGUAAUGUAUAUAAAAAUCUGCCCAAAGAGCAGCAUUAAAACAAUUAUUCGACUCGAUCGACGAUUCAGCUCGGACAAAAUGGAACUUCCGCG